AGGCUUCGGCAACGUCAACGACAUCUCCUCUACUAUGAACUCAAUCAACACCCAACCUUUGCCGGUCCAGAACACACAGUACUCUGCAGUUCCGUCCCUGCCCAACGGUCCCCUCAACAUCAACCCUGCUCCUAGCCAAGCGGCUUCUCAGCCCUCCCCGCAGUCCUCGAUCACAUCCCCGCCGUCUGCGGCUGCCACCCCCGCCCCGGCCCCGGCUACCACCUCCCCGGCGGCAGGACCUAAGCGCAAGAACACACAAAAGACCCCGGCCAUGAGCGUAGAGGAGGCCGCGCGCGUUGCCGCCGAAGAAGACAAGCGUCGCCGGAACACCGCCGCGAGCGCCCGCUUCCGUGUGAAGAAGAAGAUGCGUGAGCAAGCUCUCGAGAAGACCGUCAAGGAGACCACCGAGAAGAACACUGCGCUGGAGGCUCGCGUCACGGCCCUGGAGCUGGAAAACCAGUGGCUCAAGAACCUGAUCACUGAGAAGAACGGACAAACCUCGGAAGAGGCCAAGAAGUCGGAGAGCGACAUCGCCGCUAUGUUCAAGAAGUUCCUGGCUUCUCAACAGCAGAAGGAGACCGAACGGAGUAGUUCUGAGUCCAAGAUCGGCGUGGGCACUGCCUAAACCCGACAUUCUUGUGUUGUCUUCUUUUCUUGCUUGUUCAUUUGAGCUUUGUAGAUGAUGUUUACGCAGAGUCGCUGAUUCUCCCAUCAUUUUUUCUAUCUCUUCUUAUUCUUUUAUCCUUUUUUUUUUCUCUUUUAUCUAAUGGUGUACAUGAGGGGAUGGCGUCGCGGUGCUCGGAAAUACCUAGGCUCGUCGGUGGCAUGAGUGAUGUUUAUGAAGUACAAAAAUUCUUCGAUCGAAACAGAUAAGACCAGGAGAAGCUGUUGUGCAUAUCACGCAGUCAGUCCCUGUUUUCUUAAAAAAAGCAUAUGACAAUGAAAAUGAAACAUUGACAA
Messenger RNA from Aspergillus neoniger CBS 115656, 960 nucleotides. Its product is annotated as putative bZIP transcription factor (MetR). NCBI's taxonomy places the organism in Eukaryota, Fungi, Ascomycota, Eurotiomycetes, Eurotiales, Aspergillaceae. The transcript has a single exon. Gene Ontology annotation, cellular component: nucleus. Gene Ontology annotation, biological process: regulation of transcription by RNA polymerase II. Bases 35 to 625 code for a protein of 196 amino acids. Gene Ontology annotation, molecular function: RNA polymerase II transcription regulatory region sequence-specific DNA binding; DNA-binding transcription activator activity, RNA polymerase II-specific. The record is from RefSeq and is a predicted model, not a curated record.